AUGAGCUUUGAAAAUAAUGAAGAUCGCAGGCCGAACACAAAGCCCCUCCACUUUCUUCUCGUUCCACUCUUGGCUCAGGGCCAUAUGAUCCCUAUGGUCGAUCUAGCGCGCCUCCUUGCUGCCCGUGGCAACCUUGUCACCUUCGCCACCACCCCGAUUAACUUGACUCGCAUCCAGCCCAUCGUUGAACGGGCCGCCGCCGCCGCCUCCUCCACCCUCCAGAUCCGCUUCAUUGAACUUAGCUUCUGCGUUGCUGAUGCCGGCCUCCCCGAUGGAUGCGAGAACAUCGACCUCCUCCCCUCCAUGGAUCUCUUAUUUCCUUUCUUGAAUUCCCUCCACCUCCUUCGUGAACCACUCGAGGCCCACCUUCAAGCUCCAGACCCAUUCCAAUGGCCCCGACCUGCUUGCCUUAUCUCCGACAACAUUCAAAAUUGGACUAUCGACUUUGCCCGCGCUCUCGACAUCCCUCGCCUCAUCUUCCAAGGCCCGUCGUGCUUCUUCCUCUUAUGCGAUCUGCUCAUUAAUCGACAUGUGGUCGAGCUUGAGGCUGCCAUGGAGGCGGCAUCGGGCGGCCCCAUCAUACUUCCAGGCCUAACGCGGCCCAUUCGAAUCAGCAAGCAUGAGCUGAUGUUGACCUUGCGCUCAGAUCCUGGCUGGCUCAAAUUUAUACAAACCAUGACGGAAAUAGAAGAGACUUCCGAAGGCAUAAUCAUCAACAGCUUUGUCGAGCUCGAGUCGUGGUACAUAGAAAGGUACCACGAGGAAAUAUGUAAACCAAUCUGGUCUGUCGGACCGCUCUCGCUCUAUAGCGAGGAGGACGACGCCAAGGCGGUGCGCGGGCGGGUUUCAUCUAUUGAUAACAAGUUCCUCCUUCAAUGGCUGGACGGGAAGGAACCCGGUUCAGUGGUGCUCGUUAGCUUCGGGAGCAUUGCACACAAUACGAUGGAGCAGAUUGUGGAGAUUGGCCACGGGCUAGAAGCCUCGGUCUGGCCUUUUGUUUGGGUGGUGAAGGAGGCGGCGGCGGAGGGGAGGGUUUCAGGGCUUGGGGAAUGGAUGACGGAGUUUGAGAAGAGGGUGGCGGGGAAGGGAAUAGUAAUAAAAGGGUGGGCACCUCAGACAAUGAUUUUGAAUCACGUAGCGGUGGGGGGAUUCGUGACGCAUUGCGGGUGGAAUUCGACGCUGGAGGCGAUCGCGGCGGGGGUGGUGAUGGCAACAUGGCCGCACUUUGGCGACCAAUUUUUUAAUGAGCGAUUAGUGGUGGACGAGCUUAAGAUCGGUGUAGCAGUUGGUGUGGAGAAGCCGACCAUGUUUGGGGUAGAGAAUGAUGGUGAGGCGGUGGUGAAAGUAAGGAGGGGCGAGGUUGAGAAGGUGGUGGAGAUGUUAAUGGAGGGAGGAGAUGAAGGGAAUGAGAGGAGGGAGAGGGCGAGAGAGCUCAAACAGAAGGCGAGGAUGGCGAUGGAGAAAGGAGGGUCUUCAUGGAAGGGACUGCAGGAUGUAAUCAACUAUGUGCUGGAGAGUCAAAUCAGCAAAAAUUAG
Molecule: messenger RNA, 1536 nt
Organism: Dendrobium catenatum
Lineage: Eukaryota; Viridiplantae; Streptophyta; Magnoliopsida; Asparagales; Orchidaceae
Product: UDP-glycosyltransferase 73E1-like
Exons: 1
Coding region: 1-1536 (511 amino acids)
Molecular function (GO): UDP-glycosyltransferase activity
Source: RefSeq, a predicted model, not a curated record